GCGCUUCCAACAGCAUUACAACUGUCAGACAGUACUCGACGCGUUUACGCACGCUCCACUAAAGGAACUAUUGGCAACUCACCAACUGAUUUCGCUGUCAACGCGAAGACAACUACUUUUCAACUUCAUUUUUGUGACUGCGACUUAUUUUUUUAAACUACCAAGUCAAGAUGAAGGUUGUUGGACCUACCUGCGCGCUGAAGAGCAAGGUUGGCAGCGAGGACAUGGUUCGCUGUCUCUCCGACCAGAGUAUGGCCAUCUCCAAGUGCAAGAUGCCCUUGCUGGACGAUGGGCAGAUGACCAUGUUCCUCCAGGACAUGAACAGCUGCUACAGCAAGUUGAAGGAGCUGGUGCCCACUCUGCCCGCCAACAAGAAGGCCAGCAAGAUGGAGAUCCUCCAGCACGUCAUUGACUAUAUCUGGGAUCUCCAGGUCGAGCUCGACUCACCUGGCAUGAACCGUCAGCAGGCUACCGCUGGUGCCCGCACGCCCCUGACCACCCUGAACGCGGAGCUCAGCAGCAUCACUGUUGAGAGUGGUUGCUGAAAUGGGAGAGUCACCUGUCCCUGAUUUCUCUGCGAGACGUCAGAAGCAGCAGCAGCAGCAGUAGCGACGGUGGCAGCAGCAAGCAAGAACAGUGGCAUCAGCCAGAGGACGGGAUGCUGUCUCUCCAUGGCAAUGUUUCGUCUCGUUCCAUACCUUGCAUCAAGACGCGAUGAGACGAAGCAUUCUUGUGGUGCCUGCUGAUAACCCGGUCCCAAGUAGACACGCGUGAGGAGAGACUGGUGUCGCCGGAGCUGACAUGCCCGUGGGGUGCACGUCCCUGGCCUCACUUCAUAUGGUUUAGCUGUAUGGACAGUUUUCCGAUAUAGCAUCACAACAAUCACUCUUGUAAUAUUGCCUUUUUGGAUGCCUUCAAGAGACAAUGUCAAUCCCAUGGUCUCAAUGUUUUUUUGUACUUCCGGUUGUUUUUUUUUUCCCAUUCUGAAAGUACACUUAGAGAAUGAUUUUAUAUUUUGUAAAAAAUGUCAACUUCUCAGAUUGCUGAGUUACAUCUGUAUUGUAUAUUACAAUGCAUUUCACGUCAAAUGUCAAUAUUGUUUAUUGCAAUGUACUUAAAAUGAUGUUUAUAUUAAAACAAAAAGUAUUUUGGAGAAUA
This is a messenger RNA of Engraulis encrasicolus (European anchovy), 1158 nucleotides long. Its product is annotated as DNA-binding protein inhibitor ID-1-like. The coding region runs from base 171 to 545 and encodes 124 amino acids. The transcript has 2 exons. The record is from RefSeq and is a predicted model, not a curated record. Gene Ontology annotation, molecular function: protein dimerization activity; transcription regulator activity. Gene Ontology annotation, cellular component: nucleus; cytoplasm. Gene Ontology annotation, biological process: circadian regulation of gene expression; negative regulation of transcription by RNA polymerase II; cell differentiation. NCBI's taxonomy places the organism in Eukaryota, Metazoa, Chordata, Actinopteri, Clupeiformes, Engraulidae.